ACAGUUCCACUUCCCAGCUCUACACUCUCAGCGGCAGCAGCAGCCGUCGUCAUUGUGCUCACAUGCGCCUCGCUCAUACACUUCCUGUUUGCCGUGUUUGUGAGCCAGUUUUUGUAUGUAAAGCGCAGAACGGCGUACGGCUCCGCUCUUUUUACCCAGGAUGUGGGUUUGCCUAUUAAAUCGUGAUGUGCGUGUUGAAUGAAUGGCAGCGACGCUGAACAGGAGACACCUUCCCUUGGAUUUUUUGGACUUUUAAGACACGCACAGGGGCUAUGGAGGCUGGCCAAUAACCCACAGAACCUGAGUGGUGAAUAUGCAGCACACCUCUUGUACAGAGGACCGGAUCCAGCAUGCUCUGGAUAGGUGUCUGGAUGGACUGCGGCAAAGUCCCACAGCAGCACAUCACUGGAACGUGCUGAUGUGCUCAGUGGGACAGUCAAUGAACCGAUGGAGCCUGGAGGAGCUGGUGAAGAGAGAUCCGGACAACUUCAUCAUCCUUUUACAGCAGAUCAUCAGGAAGACCCGAGAGGUUCAGGAGCAGUGUCAGUAUGAGCUGGUGGCUCCUCUCGCUAUCAUGUUCUCCUCCACGCUGUUGCAGACACCGUACUGCACUGAUAACACAGACCUGCUGGAGGAAGCCAUGGAUGUGUUUUGCCAUUUCCUCACAUGGCCUGAACCCUACUGCAGUGUGUGUAAAAAGCUUCUCUCCACAAUACAGCUAGAAAUGAAGGCCCCAGGAAUUUCCUUUCAGAGACUGGUGAGGGACGAGCAGGGCUUGAACACAUCCAUCCAGUGCUCAAAAACCAUGACUGUGUUGCUGAUGAACCCCAGUGAAGUUCCUGCUGACUUUGUUUCAGUGGCUGAGCAGCUCAGCUGCGUUCAGCACUCACAGAGAGAAACCUACAUCACUUUGAUUAAACACGCCUUCCAGUCCACACUAGGCACCAAGUACCCUCUGCACAGCAUUCACAGAGCUCUGCAGGAAAAACCUGUGAAUGAGCUGGAGGAGAUCUACUCCUUGGUAAGCGAUGCCUUAGAGGCAGCUGCUACCAUGAGUGAACCACUGAAGGGGCGGAGUCAUGUCAUCCAGGGACUGGAGAAACUCAGGGAGAUGAUGAAGAUCCCUGCUUCCAAUGGAAGGAAGUCUGAUGGAAUGUUGCAGACGCUACCCCUGCCCACAGCCAAAUGUUACAUGUUUAACUGGGAAAAAGAUAACUUUGAUGUUCUGAACACCCUUUUGGAGCAUGAAACUGGCUACCUGUCCACUAAUGAGCAGGAAGAAGAGGGUGAUAUUGAUGACGAGAGGUAUGUGACAGAAAUUGAUGUGGAAGAAGACAAAGACGAGGAGGAGCAUGGUGUUGAACCUUCUGCAAUAUCUAUCAUCCCUAGUGACUACCGCAACAGCCAUCGUGCCUCUACCUUCUCCACGAUCUCCUCCACAUCCAAAGACUCCAUGUUCUCCACCUUGUCUGUAGCCUCAGAAUCGUACGCUCCCUCCCUUCUUUCUAUCACCUCUGGAGCUGAUAGUGACUACUUUGAAGAUCCUGAUGACUACAUUUGCUCCUCUCCUGUCGCUGAAAAAUGUUCGCCAAGGUCAACAAAAAGUUCAGCUCGACUAAGCCAACACUUCUACCGGCUUUUCAUCAAACCCAAGAGCCCCCUUUCCCGGGCCAAAAGUUUAGGAAACACUGAAUCGAAAGACCUUUUUGUGGUGCGAGAGAAGCGUUCCAACUCCCUGCCACAGCAGGUCAGAUUACAUAUUCCUGAACCCUCACUCCAGCCACAAAGUCAAACCCUUAAACAUGUCUGCUUCCGAAGGAGGCCUAUUCUUAGCAGUGAUGAAGACAUUAAGAAUAUUACGCUGAGGGUGGUGGUAUUUGGUGCUGAUCAUGUAGCGGGGAAGGUGGCCCGAGCAUACAAUGACCUCAGGAGAAAGGAGACUGCAUGUCCGCGUCUCAGCAGGGCUUUCAAUCUUCAGUUCUACUUUGUGCCAGUGAAGAAAGACUCUGCAGUAAUAGCAGCUCGGAGAGGUUCUAGUCCUUUAAUUCAACCUGGAGCUUCAAAGGGAACAACCCUGUGUAACGACCACAUGGGCAUAGGGGACAGUACUAAUGACAUUGCCCAUCUCCUUGGUAUGCUGGAUCCUUGGUACGAAAGAAACACCCUCAGCCUGCUUAACUUACCAGCCAACAUCGUCUGCCAGCAAACCUCAAAAACAGAGUCCGAGUCCUACGAUAGCUCAUAUGAGCAGCGUCUACCCAUCCUGGCCGACUUGGUCCUGUACUAUUGCCGCUAUGCUGCUCGGCCAACUCUAAUCCAGCUCUAUCAGGCUGAGCUGACGUUAGCUUGUGGAGAGCGGAGGACUGAGGUGUUCGUCCACUCCCUGGAGUUGGGUCACGCCGCAGGAACGCGAGCCAUCAAGGCCAUGGGUGCUGCCAGUAAACGUUUUGGCAUUGAUGGUGACCGAGAAGCAGUCCCUCUAACUUUGGAAGUUGUGUACAACAAGGUUGUUAUUAGCGGCAGAAGUCAGUGGAAGCGAGAAACCAAAGUUUGUACUUCAGUAAACUUAAUCAAAGCAUGCAAGAAUCCUGAGGAGCUAGACUCAAAGAUGGAGUGCCUGCAGCUGACAAUGACUGAAGUCCUGAAGAGACAGAAUGGGAAAUGCAAAAAGGGCUACAACCAGCAACUGACUGUGACUGAGGUGAAGGUGGACAAGGUGCAGGUCAGCGGUGUUGAAAACACAACUUUUGCUGUGUGCCUGGACCAGGAUGAGAAGAAGAUACUACAGAGUGUCACCAGGUGUGAAAUAUCAGUGUGCUACAAACCUGACAGCUCCACUGACUGGAGGCUACGAAAAUUCCAGGCCUCUGCUCAAAUCCAGCCACUCCACCCGACCUUCUGCUCCCUCCUCUGCCUGCCCAUAGUCACUUUUAGUGGGGCUCUUCCCUGAGACUGCCGACCACUGAUCUGGGAAAGAUGCUCUGCACUGUUGUGCAUAUUCUGUGAAACUAGAGACUAACUAAAGAGGAUAUUUUAAUACUUUUUGCUAAUUUUUAUGAAGUACUUGGACAGAUUCACAUGAUGGUGCCUUCGACCUGCAGUGGGGUGCAACAUUUGGAAACAUAAAAACAGGGAUAGUAACAAAAGUCACCUGAUUAUUUUAUUUUAUUUUAUGUUAUUUUUUAUAUAUAUUUACACGUACCAGAAGACCCAGGCAACCAAGAGACCGAGUUGAUUGUGUGUUGUUUUUUUUGUACACAGCAGUCAUUCUGUGUAAUUAGGGAACACUUUGGGUUUCAUUCAUCAAGUUUCACUUCCUCUUUCUGCACUGACAGACAAACAUGACUCCACCCACAGGCACAUUAAAAUAUCCUCUGGGUAAACAGGGUGAAUCUAGAGAGUCUUGGGUGAAAAGAUACACAAACUAGCAACACCACAUGCUGUGCUACCAGGCUCCUGGUGAGGGAGAUGUUAAGACUGUGGUAUAUUGGAGUCAAAGUUUACCAACUUUUCUCUCUGGAAAUCCAUGUGGAGGUGUCUAUUGGGGGUUAUAAUCAGAUUAGGUGACAAUAUCUGAGAAUGCACACUAUUAGAGAAUAUGUAAAUAUUAUUUUUGUAAAUAUUCUGCCGUGUACUAUAACUUGAAAAUCACAUCAUCAUUUUUAUGCCUGUUAUACACAGUUAUAACAUUUCUCCUAAGGAGUUACACUGUACUGUUUUAACUGAAAUUAUAAGUAUGACCAGCAGAGGGCCCCAGUGACUUUUUUAUUUGACUUCACUUGAAGUACAGUGUACUUGGAAUAAAGUGUCUUUGUAAUUACUGUAACAUAUUUUAUGAACGAAAUGUUUUUGAUUUUGUUUUUAAAUAAGGACACCAGUAGGGGAAAAGGUGUUUAAAAAUAGAUUUGGAUGUACACUUCCUGCAUGAAAAGGAACUGAUUCAUUGCACUUUACACUCAGUAAUCUGUGCAAUUAAAAUGUUAUUGUUUUGUUAGUGUAAAGGGAUAAUAUCCUGAUGACUUGACUGACACUGAAAUUGAAGCACUGCAGAUUGGUAUAAUUAAAUGACAUGACAAUCGAGCGAACAGGCGGUUAAAUUAGGUACUUUUUGUGUUUAAAUGUCAGAUAAAUGCAUGACACCAGUGCCCUCCAUCUACAUGUGUCCUCUGAUGAAAGUGUGAUAUUUCUUUCUGUAAAUUAUAUUUGUCUAUCUAUGAAACAUCUUCAAUUCAGAGAUCAUUAAAAUAUGUAUAUGUCUGCAGAGUAA
Molecule: messenger RNA, 4267 nt
Organism: Maylandia zebra (zebra mbuna)
Lineage: Eukaryota; Metazoa; Chordata; Actinopteri; Cichliformes; Cichlidae
Gene: pik3r5
Product: phosphoinositide-3-kinase, regulatory subunit 5
Biological process (GO): positive regulation of MAP kinase activity; G protein-coupled receptor signaling pathway
Cellular component (GO): phosphatidylinositol 3-kinase complex, class IB
Molecular function (GO): 1-phosphatidylinositol-3-kinase regulator activity
Source: RefSeq, a predicted model, not a curated record